Molecule: messenger RNA, 1491 nt
Organism: Microdochium trichocladiopsis
Lineage: Eukaryota; Fungi; Ascomycota; Sordariomycetes; Xylariales; Microdochiaceae
Exons: 1
Coding region: 321-1334 (337 amino acids)
Source: RefSeq, a predicted model, not a curated record
AUACUCGCCAUUGGCUGGCCCUGCAGUAGGGCACUCACGCUAAGGUGUCACCCGACGGCCAGCGACAGCCAGGAUCUGCUCUACCAAGAAAGAGACUUGAGGCUUUGGCAAACUCACCUCAUCCCAGCUCAAAUCGACUUAAUCUUUCAUUCCACCGCACAGCCUCAGCCUCAGCAUUGUUGGUCUCGCUCCCAACAACGGAGCCCACGACCGCCAGACUUUGCCAGUUCUUCCCAUUCUUCUACACAUUGUUAGGUGACAGAUCGUUGUAGCGGCAAGCAGAGGUAUCACACGAGGAUACCCCAAGUCCAUCAUCUGGUAUGUCCGCUACUCACAGCAACGCUCCGCCGCCAUACAGCGCGGCGAGCAAAUCAAACCACAUCAACCACAAUUCAUCACCACCACCACCACCACCACAACAACAACAACAACAACGACAGCAGCAGCCCAUCAUAAACCCAAACUCCACAACCUACCACCUCCGCAACCACGUCUCCUCCCUGCCCUCCCGCAUCCGGGACAGCCACAACGCCCGCGCAAACCGGCAUGCCAGCGACGACUCGGCCCUGCUCGAGGAGACCCUGGUCCCCCACGUCGAGGCCUUCCUCGCAGACCUCGGCUCCCGCCCCGUGGCGCCGCCCUCGGCCACGCUCGUCCUCUACCCGACCGCGGCGAUGCUGCUGGGCAACAGCUUCGACAGCAUCAGCGGGUUCGGCGCCGAGGCGGAGACGGGACGGGCCCGGCCCCGGACGCCGAAGUUGAGCGGGCUCGACGACAUGCAGCGGCACGGCGAGUUUGUGCGAGUCCAGGGCGUCGAAUCGUCGUCGUCGUCGUUGUCUGAGCCGAAGCCUGGGAACGACAAGCCGGGCCUUUAUGGGCACGGUUUCGGGGACGGCAAGGGUGGUAGUGGCAGCAGGGAGAAAGACUUGUUAUGGUGGAAAGACGAGGCGAUGGCCCGGAGACUAGCCGCGUACAUCCAGCCCAAGCCCGAGGAGGAUCCCAACCUGGCGCCACCGGCCUUCUUUGACGCCGACGUGGCGCGGCACGAGCAUCAGCAGCAGGAACAAGCGGGGGCCAAGAAGAGCAAGGACAAGAAAUCCUGGGGUCUCAAGAAGUUCAUCGGCGGCGGUGGCGGCAGCCGCUCACCACCAGCGGCAAGGGGUUAUGCCGUGCAGUCGAUCAAUGCCUCGGAGCUGGACACCAGGGCGAAGAUGACGGUCAAGGCGGAGGAGAUGACGUUCCGCGUCGAGAAUGACAUGGGGCUUUACGAGAGCUUCAACGGGUGGGCUUUGGUUGCUAGGGUGACUUUUCUACACGGUGAGGGAGAUCUCUGAAUAUUUGGGCGUCACGAUAAGAUGCAGCCAAUGCCUGGCUCAAAUGAGGGUAUAAAUUGACUAGAAGCGCAAUGACAAGCGGCUGGUAGCUAACUAGUCCUCUUCUCACGUAAAUAUUAAGCAGGUCGAGAGAACUGAAUUAGAGGCGCAUGGCAGC